AUGUCCGAGCCAUCAGCUGUCCCCGUCCCCGCUGGUGAGGCUGCCACCCAGUGGGCCUACCGUGCCCAAAAGUCCAUCGGCCUCAACACCGGCUCACCCUCCUACACCUCGGUCAAUGGCUUUGACCAGGUUCAAGGCGCCACUCGUGUCUUCCAAUACAGUCCCGACGGCUCCACCUUUGCCGCUGCGAUGGACGAUUUCACUCGCCUCGUAGACACCCGUGCUGCCUCUAGCUCUUCCGUCAAACGCGAUCUUCCCGUUCCUAAGGUCGUCGACCUCCAGUUCUCGCCUAAAGGCGGUUUCCUCAGCACAUGGGAGCGCCCCUCUAAGCUCGAAGACGGCUCCAAUGCUCGCAACCUCAAGAUCUGGGAUACCGAGACGGGAGAGACGGUUGCUGCAUUCGAACGCAAGUCGCAAGAAGGCUGCUUCUUCCAGUUCACUGCCAACGAGCAGUACUGCGUAAGGCAGGUCUCUACCGAGCUUCAGAUCUACGAGGCUCGUCACAUUGCCGACAAGGGUGUCAUCGGCAGACUCCGUCUCGAGGGCAUCACCAGCUUCGAAGUCGGUCCAGGCGACAAGCCCAGCAUCGCCGUCUUCUGUGGAGAGAAGAAGGGCGCACCUGCUUCAGUCCGUGUCUACUCGCUCGCCUCGCUCAUCCCUUCCCCCGACACAGCGCCCGCGCCGGUCUCGCAAAAGACGUUUUUCAAGGCCGACAAGAUCCAGAUCAAGUGGAACCAGGCUGGUUCUGCGUUGCUGUUCAUGACCUCGACCGACCACGACAAGACGGGCAAGUCGUAUUACGGCGAGACCAACCUGUACCUCAUGUCGGUGCGAGGCGAUUUCGAUUGCCGUGUCGCGCUCGACAAGGAAGGCCCCAUCCACGACUUUGAGUGGAACCCCAACUCAAAGGAGUUCAUCGUCAUCUACGGCUACAUGCCAGCCAAGGCCGUGCUCUUCAGCCAUCGCGUCAACGUCAUCGCCGAGCUCGGCACACAACCACGCAAUUUCGUCGCCUUCAACCCGCAGGGCCGUCUGUUUUGCGUCGCUGGCUUCGGCAACUUGUCUGGCACCGUCGACAUUUGGGAUCGCGAAAACCUGUCCAAGGGCAAAAUAUUCUCCAUGGAUGCCAGCAACAGCUCUGUCUGCCAGUGGUCGCCUGAUGGACACUUCUUGCUCACCGCCACGCUCAGCCCGCGCCUGCGUGUAGAGAACGGCGUCAAGAUCUGGCAUUGCACCGGCGAGCUUGUCCAUGUCGAUAUGAUCGACGAGCUCUACCAGGCUGGCUGGCGCCCUGGUUCCAACGCCGGGCUCGCUGCUUUCCCUGUGCAGAUCCCCACGGCUCCUGCGCCCUCGGCCGCCGCCGCCUCGUACCUGGCGACAAGAGCAGCGACCAAGCGACCGACUGGCACGUACCGUCCCCCUGGCGCGAGAGGCCAGGGCACGCCGGACAUCUACAAGCGCAUCGACGAAGGUGGCUCGGGCGCCUCUACGCCUGACCUGUCUCGCUCCGGAUCGCAGCAGAACGGCACCUACCAAGCACCUGGAUCGGGCAACCGCAAACGCGCAAUCCCCGGCGCGCCCGGUUCCACUCCACGCAACAGCAACGCGAACAACAACCAGAAGGAUGGCAAGAAGAAGGGUGGCAAGCAGCAGCAGCAGCAGCAGAACGGCAAGAACGGUGCUGCCAACGCGGCUGCUCCGGCUGCGGUGGUCGUGGUCGAGGAGCCUGCUGCUCCCGGGGUGUCCGGUGCUGCCGAGGUGGGCGGCAGUGCGGGUGCGGCAAACCUGGAGAAGAAGGUGCGCAACCUUAACAAGAAGUUGAAGGCUAUCGAGGAGCUCAAGCUGCGUCAGGCGGGUGGCGAGAAGCUCGAAGCCAUGCAGUUGGCCAAGAUUGCGGCGGAGGACGAGGUUCGUAGGGAGCUGUCGACGCUCGAAUAG
Sporisorium graminicola is the source of this 1938-nucleotide messenger RNA. RefSeq lists its product as uncharacterized. The record is from RefSeq and is a predicted model, not a curated record. NCBI's taxonomy places the organism in Eukaryota, Fungi, Basidiomycota, Ustilaginomycetes, Ustilaginales, Ustilaginaceae. Gene Ontology annotation, molecular function: translation initiation factor activity; protein binding; ribosome binding. The transcript has a single exon. Gene Ontology annotation, biological process: translational initiation. Gene Ontology annotation, cellular component: cytosolic small ribosomal subunit. Bases 1 to 1938 code for a protein of 645 amino acids.